AUGGCGCGGCCUGGCCCCUUCCCCGCCCCGCAGCCUGGCCCGGUGCACACACCUUACCUCGGCCCGGGCACCUGGCUCAUGCCACGCUGUCCGCCGGGCGUCUUCUCGUCAUGGGGAGCCCAGCAUGGGCGCUGGCGAAGCGGGGAGGCGGCCGAGGUGCUGGCCUGGCCGGCAGGGCCUUGCCGCGCCCCGCGCCCCGGCCUGGCCGGCCCCCUCGGCCGCGCCCGAGAGGAGCUCCCCGAGCCGAAAAACAACCACCAGACCAUUUCAGAGGGUGACAAGUGCGAUGGAAGUUCAAGAGGGCCACAUGAUGGUGACCCCGGGAGGGUGGUGGUCGUGUGGCUCCUGAGGACAGGACACUUCACGGGAAACCCCAAGGAUGAGAGGCCGAGGCUCGGCCUCCCGCCCGCACGAGCGCCGCUGCGAUUGGUGGAAAGUUCCUGGGCCGCGCCGCGAUUGGCCGUGCCCGGCCCGUCGCCUCCCGCUCUUGGCCCCCACGGGGCUGCGGGGCAGAGGUGGGGCGCGGGCGGAACGGUGCGCGGAGCCGGCCGGAGCCCGGGGUGCUCCCGCCGCCGCCCCGCCCGUCCGCGCCAAGGCGCUCCUUGCGCUGCUGGGCGCGCGCUCUGCUCGGACCUCCUGGCCACCGCCACCUGCGCCGGCUACUCGGACGACCGCUGCGGCUGGAGCGGCAGGUACGAAGCCCCAGAAGGCCGCGCUCUGGGGCUGUGGGGCCCCUCCGCGCCCCCGGGGUCCAGAGGACCAAGUGGACGCAGCUGCUUCUGGCUUCGGGGGAGGGUGCAGGACGAGGGGGCUGCGCCGGGGGCGGACGCAAGCCGCCUGCCUCGGCGCCUGCCGUCCUGUCCUGUCCGCAGCGGCCUGACCCAGGAGCCGGGCAGCGUGGGGCAGCUGUCCCUGGCCUGUUCGGAGGGCGUGAUCCAGUGGCUGUACCCGGCCGGGGCGCUGCGCCUGACCCUGGCCAGCUCCGACUCCCGAGCACCGCCUUCCUUGUGCCUGGCGCGGCCCUUCGCAGGCGCGCAAGUCUUCGCGGAGCGGGCGGGCGGCGCCCUGGGGCUGCUGCUGGCUGAGGGUUUGGGCCCAGCGCGGGGCCGAUGCGUGCGCUGGGGUCCUCGUGAGCGCCGGUCCCUCUUCCUGCAGGCCACCCCGCACCCAGACAUCAGCUGCUGCGUGGCCUCUUUCCGCUUUGAAAUGCACGAGGACAGGUAUCCAGAACUGCCUCCACAGGCCCACGGUCUUGGUGCUGAUGGUGCCUGCAGGCCCUGCAGUGACCCUGAGCUCCUGCUGGCCGCGUGCACCAGUGACUUUGUGAUCACUGGAACCAUCCACAGGGUUGGCCACGACACAGAGCUGCAGGAGUCUGUUACCGUGGUGGCGGCUGCCCGUGUCCUCUGACAGACACUGCCACUGUUCCGGGUGGGGGAGUCCGGGGGCCACGUGCAGGCCUCCAUUCACACCCCGCUGCACUUCAGUGUCCGCACCGGCCCCGGCCCCUUCCUCUUCAUGGGCUGGAGCCACUUCGGUGAGGCCUGGCUGGGCUGUGCACCUCGCUUCCAGGAAUUCAGCCGUGCCUCUGCGGCUGCCCACGCCAACCACCUCCACCCCUGUGAGGUGGCCCUGGACUGAGGAGCCUGGGAGCAGGG
This is a messenger RNA of Mirounga angustirostris (Northern elephant seal), 1658 nucleotides long. RefSeq names its product meteorin, glial cell differentiation regulator (gene METRN). The record is from RefSeq and is a predicted model, not a curated record. Lineage: Eukaryota; Metazoa; Chordata; Mammalia; Carnivora; Phocidae. Gene Ontology annotation, biological process: positive regulation of axonogenesis; glial cell differentiation. Gene Ontology annotation, molecular function: hormone activity.